Messenger RNA from Chanos chanos (milkfish), 2070 nucleotides. It is a transcript of the gene col8a2, whose product is annotated as collagen, type VIII, alpha 2. The transcript is spliced from 2 exons. The record is from RefSeq and is a predicted model, not a curated record. Lineage: Eukaryota; Metazoa; Chordata; Actinopteri; Gonorynchiformes; Chanidae. Bases 1 to 2070 code for a protein of 689 amino acids. Gene Ontology annotation, molecular function: protein binding.
AUGACCAUGAUGCUGGCGCCUGUCUGUGUGCUGCUGAUGCUGGGGGGCCAUGCCCUUGGCGGAGGCUACCCUCCUAUGCCCCAGAUGAAGUAUAUGCAGCCCAUGAUGAAGGGACCAGUGGGCCCCCCCUUCAGGGAAGGGAAGGGACAGUACCUUGAGUUUCCACCUAUGAUGGAGGUGAAAGGAGAACCAGGUCCUCAAGGAAAGCCAGGACCAAGAGGCCCUGUUGGACCCCCAGGACUCCCAGGCAAACCAGGAUUGGGAAAGCCAGGUCUAAAUGGCCAGCAAGGACCCCGGGGGCCACCAGGCUUCCCAGGAAUUGGAAAGCCAGGGCCACCAGGCCUGCCUGGAAAAAUGGGGCCCAAAGGGAUGCAAGGAAACAAUGGUGAAAUUGGUAUGCAGGGUGUGCCAGGACUGAGGGGAUUACCAGGGCAACCAGGACAACCAGGCCCAUCAGGUCUGUCUUUGAAUGGAAAACCAGGGCCCCCUGGAGUCAGGGGGAUUCCAGGAAGCAAAGGUGAACCAGGACCAAAAGGGGGUCGUGGAAUUCCUGGAGAUCGUGGUCCUAAGGGAGAAAAUGGCAAUGGCAAGCCUGGCCCUCCAGGUCUCAGGGGUCCAAAUGGUCCCCAAGGACUUCCAGGUGCUCCUGGUGUUCCUGGUGUGGGCAAGCCAGGGCUGACUGGACUACCUGGUCCAUCUGGGCCGAAAGGAGAUCAUGGAGCUCCUGGAGAACAAGGUCCCCCAGGUGAGGCUGGUGCCCCUGGGCUACAGGGUCAACCAGGAGCACCUGGACUGGGGAAGCCUGGUGUAGAUGGUGUGCCAGGCAGGCCAGGUCCCAGUGGACCAAAAGGGGAACCAGGUCUGCGGGGGAUUCCAGGGUUUCCUGGAAGUCCAGGAUAUGGUAAACCUGGGUUGAUUGGUCAGAAGGGAGAUAGAGGUCCUUCUGGAUUACCAGGAGCACCAGGUGAUAAAGGAGAACCAGGUUUGGAUGGUCUGCCGGGAGAUAUGGGGCCAAAUGGACAGCCAGGACCUCCAGGACUACAAGGUCCAAUGGGACUACCUGGAAAGCAUGGCAUGCCUGGCCUGAAGGGAGAGUUAGGUCCACAAGGGCCUCCAGGUCUGCCAGGAUUGCGAGGUGAUCAAGGUCCCAGUGGUUUAUCAGGAAAACCUGGUGUUCCAGGGGGGCAAGGCCCCCCUGGACCUAAUGGAGCCAUAGGAAAACCAGGACCUAAAGGUGAAGCAGGUCACAUUGGCUUACCUGGCAACCCUGGCCUGACUGGGGCACCAGGGCCUAAGGGAGAGAAUGGUUUUCAAGGCUCCCCAGGGCCACGGGGGCAAUCUGGUAUCCCUGGACAGCCAGGUCCUACGGGUCACAUGGGACCACAGGGUCCUCCAGGACUGAAAGGAGAGCCUGGUCCACCAGGGCUCCCAGGUAUUAGCAAGAAUGGUGACAAGGGUGCACCUGGUCCACAAGGUCCACCAGGAAAACCAGGACCUCCUGGGCUUAUUGGCAUGCAAGGUGUUCCAGGUCCACCAGGACCUCCUGGCCCCCCUGGUCCCUCAAAUGGAGAGACGAAGGUGGCUGGUCUCCAAGGAACAGAACUGGAGGGAGAGUCACUUCCAGAUGGAAAAAAUGGAAAGCCACAAUAUGGUCGUGGUGAGCUCUCUGCCACAGUUGCCCCCGCAUUCACCGCAAUCCUUACCACACCUUUUCCACCCUCUGGUAUGCCCAUCAAAUUCGACAGGACUCUGUACAAUGGGCAGAAUGCAUACAAUCCUGCCACUGGUAUCUUCACCAGCCCAGUGGCUGGAGUCUACUACUUCGCUUAUCACGUGCAUGUAAAGGGAACGAGCCUGUGGGUGGCACUGUACAAAAACAAUGUACCUGCCACAUACACCUAUGAUGAAUACAAGAAGGGCUAUAUGGACCAGGCAUCAGGCAGUGCAGUACUUGAGCUGAAGGAGAAUGACCAGGUGUGGGUGCAGAUGCCCUCUGACCAGGCAAAUGGGCUCUACUCCACUGAGUACAUCCAUUCAUCUUUCUCAGGGUUCCUAUUAUGCCCCACAUAA